Musca domestica (house fly) is the source of this 2536-nucleotide messenger RNA. RefSeq names its product arylsulfatase B. The record is from RefSeq and is a predicted model, not a curated record. The transcript has 8 exons. The coding region runs from base 715 to 2472 and encodes 585 amino acids. Lineage: Eukaryota; Metazoa; Arthropoda; Insecta; Diptera; Muscidae.
CCAUUCAUUCAUCGUCCGUCAGUCGCAUUGUUGAAGUUAUUGAAUGUGGAUGGACGUUAGCGUUGGUUUUGUUGUUGUUUUGCAUUGUGUUGUGUACGGGUCGAAAAUUACAAAAAUUCCAAACGGGGAAAAUGUGCUGAAUAAACGAAAUUAAAUUCCAACGGCAAUCAUUUAAUUUUAGCAAUCACAAUCAGAUCCGACGGCUAAAAAUAAGAAAUAAGAAAAGGAACAUCUUCGGAUUUCCGCCCAACACUAAUUAAACUUUUAUCGGAAGUGUUGUCAAAAAGAGAAGAAAAAAACACUUUUCAGAAGUCAAACAAUGAAUCGUGGAUUACUGCGGCAAGGUUUAAUUGUUUUGGCGUCACAGUGAGAGGAGGCAUUACGUUUUAUGCUACUACUCCGACUGGGCGUUUGUUUUGCGAAACGAUUCGCAUUCGAAUUUUAUUGCAUGUAUCGGCUGCACGUUCUUUGCCUUGCUAUUAUUGUUGUUGCGAAUUGCAUCGCAUAAAUUUGGAAGCUAACCUGCCUGCACCCCAGCGCAUUGACGAGUGUGGGAUUGGUGUGCCUUGUUGUUAUUGUUGCAGUUGCUAUUGCUUUUGGGGAAAUAAACAAUUGAACAUUGUUUUGUUUGGCUUUGUGUCUGUCGAACUGUUUAUUGUUCGCAAAUUUUUAAUUAUUUGCGAUUUGUAUGUUUUAGCUUUCGAAACAAAAGAAAUGCGGCUGUUCAAUAAUCUUAAGUGCGGCAUUCCAUUCAUAAUUCUCACGGUGUGCGGUGUUUAUUCCGAUAUUGAGUUACGCGAUAAAUGCGAUAAAAAUGUUCCGAAUUUGUUUUGUGAAGGUGCGAUAAAGUCCAAUGGAGAGGUAACCGCACAAAAACCACCGCAUAUCAUUUUCAUUUUGGCUGACGAUUUGGGUUUUAAUGAUGUUGGCUUCAGAGGUUCUUCCGAAAUACCAACCCCAAACAUAGAUGCCUUGGCGUUUUCGGGUGUCAUUUUAAAUCGAUAUUAUGUCAAUCCAAUUUGUACACCAUCUCGGUCGGCGUUGAUGACGGGGAAAUAUCCCAUUCACACAGGGAUGCAACAUACGGUUCUUUAUGGAGCGGAGCCCCGUGGUCUACCACUGACAGAGAAACUCAUGCCACAAUACUUUAAUGAAUUGGGAUAUUCAUCACACAUUGCCGGCAAAUGGCAUCUCGGCCAUUACAAACACGAAUAUACUCCACUUUAUAGGGGGUUUUCAUCCCAUGUUGGAUUUUGGACGGGACACCAUGAUUAUUUCGAUCACACAGCCGUCGAAUCGGGACAAUGGGGUUUGGAUGUAAGAGAUGGUAUGAAUGUUGGCUACAAUUUGCAUGGGAAAUACACAACCGAUUUAGUCACUGAGGAAUCUUUAAGAGUUAUCUCCACCCACAACUCCACGAAACCACUAUUUUUAUAUGUUGCUCAUGCCGCAGUACAUUCAGGCAAUCCGUACGAUCCAUUGCGUGCUCCAGAUGCAGAUGUCUCCAAAAUGCAACAUAUUCAACAUUUUGGACGAAGGAAAUAUGCUGCUAUGGUUAGUAAACUUGAUGAGUCGGUUGGACGAAUUGUGCAGCAGUUACAAAAGCAAAAUAUGUUAAACGAUUCCAUAAUUGUGUUCAGCACCGAUAAUGGCGGACCAGCUGAGGGCUUUAAUUUGAAUCACGCUUCAAAUUGGCCACUGAGAGGUGUUAAGAACACCCUGUGGGAGGGAGGUGUCAGGGGUGCCGGACUAUUGUGGUCACCACGUCUAAAGAAGAAACGACGUUUGGCCGAACAAACAAUGCACAUCGUGGAUUGGUUACCCACACUGUUGUCGGCCAUCAAGGGGGAUGAAGCUCUCUUAAACAUAUCGUCAUUACCCUUGGACGGCAUAAGUAUCUGGGUUGCCUUGUCCAAUGAUGAUGUUUCACCGCGCAAAGCCAUUCUCCACAAUAUCGAUGACAUAUGGGGCAGUUCUGCCCUAACACGUAGUGAUUGGAAGGUUAUCGCUGGUACCCAUUAUAAUGGAGCCUGGGAUGGAUGGUAUGGACCGGCUGGUGAUCGUAAUGCUCGUUCAUACAAUUAUAAAGCUGUGCGCUCGAGCUUGGCUGGACGUUCUCUGGCCACCAUUGAUAUGCUACCCACAAUAGCAGAUAUUUCACGCAUGCGGAUAGAAGCGAAUAUUGAUUGCUCGGCACGCAUGCCCUAUUUGAAGGAGGGCACGGUGUGCAAACCUCUGGAGAAACCUUGCCUUUUUAAUGUCAAAGACGAUCCUUGCGAAAAGUACAAUUUAGCUCAUAAGUAUCCCAGUAUAUUGAAGGCAUUGUUAGAGGAAUUGCAUGUCAUUAAUGCCACUGCAGUACCUCCAUCUAAUAAGCCCUUAGACCCGAAUGGAUUUCCAAGUAAAUGGCAAUAUACAUGGACGAAUUUUGGAGAUUUUGAAGAAGGAAACGAAGUAGUUGGCUGUAUAUGAUAGAAUAUAUAUUUAAAAUGUAGACUAAGGUAUUUAAUAAACCACAGGAGAUUAUUACAUCGCA